Messenger RNA from Mizuhopecten yessoensis (Yesso scallop), 828 nucleotides. Its product is annotated as melanopsin-like. Gene Ontology annotation, cellular component: photoreceptor outer segment; membrane. Gene Ontology annotation, biological process: G protein-coupled receptor signaling pathway. Gene Ontology annotation, molecular function: G protein-coupled receptor activity. The coding region runs from base 1 to 828 and encodes 275 amino acids. The record is from RefSeq and is a predicted model, not a curated record. Lineage: Eukaryota; Metazoa; Mollusca; Bivalvia; Pectinida; Pectinidae. The transcript has 4 exons.
AUGGAAGUAUACAAUGAAACUUCCCCUGACCUCAUGCUGGGAAUGGAUUCUAACGACAUCAACGUCAGUGACUAUGUGUAUAUGCUAAUGGCGCUAUCCAUGUUUGCCAUUUUUAUGAUGGGACUUUUAUUUAAUGCACUAUUUAUUUACAUUCUACUUUUCCAUAAUAAACUGCGUACUCGGAACAAUGUAUACAUCAUCACGCUCUGUGUGGCCAGUAUUCUCAUUAGUGUACUGGCGGUGCCUUUCGUUGGCGUUUCCGCUGUGUCACAUCAUUGGUUAUUUGGGACAAACGGAUGUCUUUUUCAUGGAUUCAUUGUGACUUGGCUUGGUUUGAUCCAAAUUUGUAUUUUAAGCGUCAUAUCAGUUGAGAAAUAUUUGAUAAUUGUGAGAAGAAAUCGUGAGGAUUUUUUGUCCUCGAAAGCAACUCUGACGUUGGUACGACGUCGACGAAAAAUUCGCUUUGCAAGUUGCAAAGACGGCACACAGACGAAGGCGAAGGAAGUUAAGGUCAUCAAAACUAUUUUUCUUCUUAUAGCUGCAUUCAUCGUCUCCUGGUUACCAUACUCGGGGCUUGUUUUCAUCACCAUGUUCUAUCCAUACAAGUCAAUACAUCCAGUGCUAGCAACAGUCCCGGCACUGUUCGCGAAAUCCUCCAUCAUCUGGAAUCCAGUCAUCUAUCUGAUGACCAAUACGACGUUCAAGCGUGCAGUCGUGAAGUUGAUACCUUGUGCAGGUGUACUUAUAUUGAUCAACAGCACGCCUAUAUUUGGAGCCGUUACAGUCAUCGCUGACGUAGGAAACGCCGACAGCAGUGAAGAUGAUUAG